Molecule: messenger RNA, 1544 nt
Organism: Nicotiana attenuata
Lineage: Eukaryota; Viridiplantae; Streptophyta; Magnoliopsida; Solanales; Solanaceae
Product: photosynthetic NDH subunit of subcomplex B 1, chloroplastic
Exons: 6
Coding region: 44-1441 (465 amino acids)
Biological process (GO): photosynthetic electron transport in photosystem I
Cellular component (GO): NAD(P)H dehydrogenase complex (plastoquinone); chloroplast
Source: RefSeq, a predicted model, not a curated record
UUUCCUAUCCCAAAAUUAUUGCAGAAUUUUAUGAUACACUCAAAUGGCUACAACUAGUCUACUACCUAAGUCCAUUUCUCAUUUUCUUAAUAGCCCACCUUCUUUUCCUAUAACCCAUGUCACAAAUGUACCUUUCUUGAUUAAAAAUCCAUUGGAUAACACAUUUUGUGCCAGAAAAUCAGGGAGUUUUCAGCCCAAUGCUAAGAAGAAAAAUCCAUGGCUUGACCCUUUUGACUAUGGUGAUGAUCCUGAAAUGGAGUAUGGUUCACUUUUUUCAGAUGGUAAACAAGAUGAGGAUCCAAGACCACCAGAUAAUCCCGAUAAUCCGUACGGGUUCCUUAAAUUCCCAAUGGGAUAUUCUGUCGAAAUUGCUUCUUUGGGUUUGAAAAUUAGAGGUGAUGUUAGGAGAUGUUGUUGUGUAAUUGAUGGAGGAGUUUAUGAGAAUUUGCUGUUUUUUCCAACAAUUCAGAUGAUUAAGGAUAGGUACCCUGGUGUUCAAGUGGAUAUUCUUGCGACGCCAAGGGGAAAACAGACUUUUGAACUGAACAAAAAUGUGAGGUGGGCUAAUGCCUAUGACUUGGACGAUGAUUUUCCUGAACCAGCAGAGUACACUGAUAUGGUUGGAAUUCUUAAGAGUAGGUACUAUGAUAUGAUCUUGUCAACCAAACUGGCAGGGAUUGGACAUGCAGUAUUCUUGUUUAUGUCAACUGCCCGCGACAGAGUUAGCUACAUUUACCCAAAUGUGAAUUCUGCUGGAGCAGGAUUGUUUCUAUCUGAAACUUUUACACCAGAAAGCAUGAAUCUUUCCGAGGGUGGAUACCAUAUGUAUCGUCAGAUGGUUGAUUGGUUGGGCAGACCAGCUCGUAAAGUACCACGACAACCUUUACCCCCACUUAAAGUUUCAAUCUCAAGAAAGAUUAGGGAGGUUGUAGAGGCAAAAUAUAAGAAUGCUGGUGCACAGAGAGGAAAAUAUAUUGUAAUUCAUGGGAUAAAAUCAGAUUCCAAAGCUUCUAUGCAGUCGAGGGGCGAUGCUGACAGCUUGCUUCCAAUCGAGAUUUGGGCUGAGAUAGCAGAAGAGAUUAGGGGAAUCAAGCCAGUUUUUGUCAUUCCGCAUGAGAAAGAAAGAGAAAAUGUGGAAGAUGCAGUUGGUUUAGAUGCUAGUAUAGUGUUCAUAACCACUCCUGGACAGCUUGCUGCUCUUAUUGAUGACUCUGCUGGAGUGAUAUGCACAAAUACAGCUGCCAUACAACUUGCUCAUGCACGUGGAAAGCCAAGUGUUGGGCUAUUCUGUUCUGAGGAUAAGGCCACAAGUUUUGUUCCCAAUGCAGAAGAAAAGAAAUGUGCAACCAUUUCAUCAAAAACAGGAAAAUUGGUAGAUAUUGAUGUUGAUGCUGUGAAGAGCGCAGUCCAAAUUUUCACCAUGCCCCUAGCAAUCUUCUAAAUAUUAUCUCCCCCCCCCAAAUACUGUAAGUAGUUGGUAUUCUACUUUCUUCUCAUUGUAAUUAAUAGAAGCGCAAAGAAACCUUUGUUCUUGUCGCUUGGUA